AUGGCCUCAGUUUCAUCUAAUGAUGUUCCACAUCCAGUGGCCAUUGACGAGGCGCUGGGUGAGCGCCUUCAACCCCAUGAAGCCGAGCUUGCGGUCAAGGUGGCCGAUUUGCUCGAGGGCAACAUCCAUAAAGCCUACGAUAACAAGCCAGGUGAAGCACUCCGUGAUGUGCACUCGAGAGCCACUGGUGUCCUUAGGGCUCAGUUCAAGGUUCACGAAGACAUCCCACCACGUUUUGCCAAAGGAGUCUUUGUUCCCGGAAAGAGUUAUGAAGCUAUCGUACGUUUGUCGAACGGAUCAGGUGAUGCGAAGAAAGAAGACGAACGGGGCGAUAGUCGAGGCUGCGCCAUCAAGCUGUUGAAUGUCCCAGGACCCAAGUUGUUGGAGACCGAUCGAGAUGCGACGACACAAGAUUUCUUGAUGAUCAAUAAUCCACUGUUCUUUGUCAACGAUUCCAAAGCGUAUCUGGAAGCGAUGGCCAAGAACUCUUCAGAUUCGAUUAUACCCAAGCUAACGCUCCCAUUCACAUUGGGAUUGAAGGGAACUCUCAUCGCAGCCAAGCUGGGGUCGACCAAGAUUUCCAACCCGUUGCAAGUUCAAUAUUUCUCAGCUGUUCCAUAUCAGCUGGGUGUGGGUGAGAGUCGAUUGGCGGUCAAGUACUCGUUGAAGCCCGUGUCGACAGCCCACGAUGCGAUGCCGUCUGACCCAGAGCCGGAGUUCUUGCACAAGGUUGUUGAGGCCACUUUGGCGAAAAAAGAUGUGGAGUUCAAGUUUUUGGUGCAGCCCAAGGUAGACGAGCGUCAGGAUGUGGAGGACUCGAUGACAGAGUGGGAUGAGAAGGAGGCACCGUUUUAUGAGAUUGCAACUUUGACGGUACCGAGACAAGAUACAGAGUCUGAAGAAUUAAAAGCACUGGUGGAAAGAUUGUCGUUCAACCCAUGGCAUUCCUUGGCGGAGCAUAAACCUUUGGGUUCUAUCAACCGUACAAGAAAGAUUGUGUAUGAGCGAAUCUCACGAGUACGUGAUCAAAUGAACCAUGUCCCUCGCGAGGAGCCAAAGGUCAUAUAG
Molecule: messenger RNA, 1068 nt
Organism: Lobosporangium transversale
Lineage: Eukaryota; Fungi; Mortierellomycota; Mortierellomycetes; Mortierellales; Mortierellaceae
Product: catalase
Exons: 1
Coding region: 1-1068 (355 amino acids)
Molecular function (GO): heme binding
Source: RefSeq, a predicted model, not a curated record